Heterobilharzia americana is the source of this 813-nucleotide messenger RNA. The record is from the annotation of a GenBank genome assembly. Lineage: Eukaryota; Metazoa; Platyhelminthes; Trematoda; Strigeidida; Schistosomatidae.
AUUACACAGUCGAUAUACCUAUCUCAGUGUAAAACUGAAUUCACACUCGUCAACACAUAUAAAUACAUGAACUCAGAGAUGGUCUGAACGACGAAUCGUCCUCACGCGUCAUUUACUAAUCAUGGCCCUACUACCAAACAGACCUGCACCAGUAUUCAAAGGGAAGGCUGUGGUUGAUGGUGUUUUCAAAGAUAUUAGCUUAGAAGAUUAUUCGGGCAAAUAUGUUGUGUUGUUCUUCUAUCCAGCCGAUUUUACAUUUGUGUGCCCGACGGAAAUCAUCGCAUUCAGUGAUCAGGUUGAAGAAUUCCGAAGUCGAAAUUGUCAAGUGAUUGCUUGCUCCACGGAUUCUGAAUACAGUCACCUAGCGUGGAUAAACAUGGAUCGUAAAUCAGGUGGACUAGGUGAGAUGAAAAUCCCUCUGUUAGCUGACAAAACGAAAGACAUCUCCAGAGCGUAUGGCGUGCUUGAUGAAGAGGAGGGCAAUGCAUUCAGAGGUCUAUUCAUCAUUGAUAAAAAGGGAGUUCUUCGUCAAAUUACAGUCAAUGACAAACCGGUUGGACGGUGUGUGGAUGAGACGCUGCGUCUGUUGGAUGCAUUUCAAUUUGUCGAGAAGCAUGGUGAAGUUUGUCCUGUGAACUGGAAACGUGGUCAGAGUGGGAUUCCAAAUAAGCACUAACAGGCUGUAUGUGGCCUUCACUUGACUCUUAUGCCCUUUCGAAAUAUCUUCCAAUCAUGUCUUCAUUCAGUAAAAGGUACUCUGUCAGCUAUUUCAAAACUUCACUGGUUAUAGUAUAAACGAAGGUUUUUCUACUC